This is a messenger RNA of Cladocopium goreaui, 1527 nucleotides long. The record is from the annotation of a GenBank genome assembly. NCBI's taxonomy places the organism in Eukaryota, Dinophyceae, Suessiales, Symbiodiniaceae.
AUGCUCCCCUGCGGACGGACGAGGUCUCAUUUGGAGAUCAUUGGACAAUGGCGCCCGGUUGUCGAUGCUGGUACCUUGGCGGAUUCAGAAACCAGCCCUCCGGAUCCCUUAGGUGAAUUCUCAGCCAUCAACGCGCUACAAAUGGUGGUGCCUGGGGUUGCGUAUGGCAACACCUCGGGUGGCUAUGGCUACGGCGUCAGCACCACGAAUCCAUAUGGCUAUGGCAACCCAUCCGGCUAUGGCAACACCUCGGGUGGCUACGGCUACGGCGUCAGCACCACGAAUCCAUCUGGCUAUGGCAACCCAUCCGGCUAUGGCAACACCUCGGGUGGCUACGGCUACGGCGUCAGCACCACGAAUCCAUAUGGCUAUGGCAACGCAUCCGGCUAUGGCAACACCUCGGGUGGCUAUGGCUACGUCAGCACUUCGAACGCCUAUGGCUAUGGCACUUCCUAUGACUCGGGUUCUGGCGGCUACGGCUACAACACCUCGUAUCCCUACGGCUAUGGCACUUCCUAUGACUCAGGUUCUGGCGGCUACGGCUACAACACUUCGUAUCCCUACGGCUAUGGCACUUCCUAUGACUCGGGUUCUGGCGGCUACGGCUACAACACCUCGUAUCCCUACGGCUAUGGCACUUCCUAUGACUCAGGUUCUGGCGGCUAUGGAUACACCUCGUAUCCCUACGGCUAUGGCACUUCCUAUGACUCGGGUUCUGGCGGCUACGGCUACAACACCUCGUAUCCCUACGGCUAUGGCACUUCCUAUGACUCAGGUUCUGGCGGCUAUGGAUACACCUCGUAUCCCUACGGCUAUGGCACUUCCUAUGACUCGGGUUCUGGCGGCUACGGCUACAACACCUCGUAUCCCUACGGCUAUGGCACUUCCUAUGACUCGGGUUCUGGCGGCUAUGGAUACACCUCGUAUCCCUACGGCUAUGGCAAUGGCACGGGUACCGGAUUCGGUGGCGGCAGCUGGGUGGAAUGCCCAGAACAGUACUGCUGGCCAUCAGUCUACACCGCCGAUGGAGAAAUUGAUUGGGAUGCGACCUACCAGGUCACCGACUAUACCUGUGCCACCUGGGAAGACGGAUGCCCUUGCAACGAGCAGUGGGAGGUCCAGUGUGAGAGCUGGGGCUACAAGUCGUGCUACCCAAAGACAGAGGGCUGCUAUGAUCCCUUUGCAAUCGAGUGUUGCUUGGCAGAGCACGUGUGCAAGGACGAGUGGUCUGCCUACUGCUGGGACAAGUCUUGGGGAAGCUGCCCGGUCACGUGCACCUACGAGGAAACUUAUUGCUAUUCCUAUGUCUACGAUUCUACAGGAGAAGUGAAUUGGACGGCUCCGCAGACCCAGUUCUGUGCCAACGCCACUGAGGGUUGCCCUUGCGAUGCCCAGUGGGAAGACAAGUGCACUGACUCCUGGGGCUACAGCUGGUGCACUCCCAAGACUUACCCGUGCCCAAUCACUUGCGCUGACAACGAGCAGGUCAGAUAUGAGCUUAGCAUGCUUUACCUGCUGAAGUUCUAA